This is a messenger RNA of Octopus sinensis (East Asian common octopus), 984 nucleotides long. Its product is annotated as extensin-like. The transcript is spliced from 5 exons. NCBI's taxonomy places the organism in Eukaryota, Metazoa, Mollusca, Cephalopoda, Octopoda, Octopodidae. The coding region runs from base 250 to 984 and encodes 244 amino acids. The record is from RefSeq and is a predicted model, not a curated record.
GCUGUGUACUGCUAUAUGCUGCAAGGCAAGUAUUUCACAAAGAAAACUGUUACACUCCAUAAAGCAAUUUUCAACUUUAGUGACGUAACCUGUCUCGUUGCUCAUAUAGUUACUACCAACACCGCCCUCAGUUUACACGGCUGAAUAAUAAUACUACUGCGAACAAAGCGAGUAGAAACACGAAUAAUUUCGGAUUUUAGCAUUCCGGUCUUCUAUCGCCAGCGGCACGAAGCAGCGGAGCUUCAAAACAUGGAAGACAAUAACACAGAAACUGAGGAACCGAGCGAUGAUCCACCAGGAUACUAUGAAAACUAUGGAUACUUAUCGGAUUGUGAGAUUCCUACAUCUGAACAUCCCGUACAUCCUGGAAAUCCACCACUACCAGAAUACCAGUCACAACCCACACCACCCGAAUACCAGUCACAACCACCACCACCCGAAUACCAGCCACAACCCCCACCAUCCGAAUACCAGUCACAACCCCCACCACCCGAAUACCAGUCACAACCCCCACCACCCGAAUACCAGUUACAAAACCCCACCACCCGAAUACCAUCACAACCCCCACCACCCGAAUACCAGCCACAACCCCCACCAUCCGAAUACCAGUCACAACCCCCACCACCCGAAUACCAGUCACAACCCCCACCACCCGAAUACCACUCGCCGCCUUGUAUACCACCCGAAUACCAGUCACAACCCCCACCACCCGAAUAUCAGUCGCAACCCCCACCACCCGAAUACCAGUCACAACCCACACCACCCGAAUACCAGUCACAACCCCCACCACCUGAAUACCAGUCACGACCCACACCACCCGAAUACCAGCCACAACCCUCACCACCCGAAUACCAGUCACAACCCCCACCACCCGAAUACCAGUCACAACCGACACCACCCGAAUACCAGUCACAACAACCACCACCAGAAUACCAUGAAAGGCUUAAAUUAAUCCGUUAUACUUCUUCCAUGAAAUUUAUAUAG